Messenger RNA from Passer montanus (Eurasian tree sparrow), 8495 nucleotides. It is a transcript of the gene MKI67, whose product is annotated as marker of proliferation Ki-67. Gene Ontology annotation, biological process: regulation of mitotic nuclear division; regulation of chromosome segregation. Gene Ontology annotation, molecular function: DNA binding; protein binding. Bases 131 to 7771 code for a protein of 2546 amino acids. Gene Ontology annotation, cellular component: nucleus; chromosome. The record is from RefSeq and is a predicted model, not a curated record. The transcript has 16 exons. Lineage: Eukaryota; Metazoa; Chordata; Aves; Passeriformes; Passeridae.
CGCGCGCGCGCGGGAAGGGCUCAGUGGGCGCCGCGCCGUGCCGGGAGCGCGCGUCGGACGCCGCCACACGGGGCCCCUCAGCGGCCGCCAGCGCUCCGGCUGACACAGGUAAGGUUCCUUAUGUUUGAAGAUGCCACGCUAUGGAACAGUCGUUGUCAUUAAAAGGAAUGGGACUGAUGGAAUUGUUUUUCCACUCACCUCAACUUCUUGUUUAUUUGGAAGGAAAACAGAAUGUGACAUCCGCAUGCGGCUGCCCUGGGUGUCCAACGAGCACUGCAAAAUCGAGAUCAAUGAGAACAAGGAGGCAGUCCUGACCAAUUUGAGCUCCGUGAACCCCACGCAGCUGAACGGGGCUUGCUUUGAGCAGCCUGUUCCCCUGAAGCACGGAGAUGUGUUAACCAUUAUUGAUCGUUCUUUCAGGUUUGAAUAUCCUCUGCAAUCAACACCGAAAAAGAGGCGUUCCAGGUCUCCAAAAGAUGAAACUCUGCAGGUUCUUCAUGUUCAGCAGGUGGCAGAAGUGGAAUUAUUACACAAACAGCCUCAAGGAGCUAAAAGUCUUGAUGCUUCAGAUAAUGCUGAAUGUAAAGAAAAAAAUGCCAAUGAAAAUAAACAAACUCCAGAGGAAAAUCUUCCUGAAGCUUUCCCCGUCAAACUCCAAACACCCAAAUCUUCACAGAGAAUACAUUGUGUUCUUAAAAAGCAAAAUGAAAUGUCUCCCUUUAGUAAACUCUAUGAAAGUGUGAAAAAUGAGCUGAAAGUGAAAAAAGCUCUGCACAGGAGAAGUUCCUCUCAGCAAGCUGCAAAAGGAGACCCUGGGAGUGUUCUGCCAGAACCAGGUGCUCCCAUUUCAUCCCAGAGCUGUCCUUUUGAUCUGGGCAGCCUGCCUAAAGGCAAGGAAACAGGCAGUGUGGAAAAUAUUGAAAAAUGUGUAAUUGUGAGACGAGAAGAAGAAAACAGCCCAGGGUUUAACCAGCUGUCAGCUGCAGGGAGAACCCCCAGGAGGAGUUUUACCAGGAGUCCUCGAGCUCCCAUUUCAAAGGAGAUGUCAGGAGAUGCCAGUCAGAGUCCAGUGCCGGAUCCCAAGGAAUUAAGGACACCAGGCAGAUCCAGAAGUGCUGCAGUUACACCCAGAUCCAGCAAGGGGAACCACAGGAACUCUCUGGUUUUGCUGGAGCAGUGCUCCAUAGAAAGGUUUGAGUGUCCAGUUCAAGGGGCAGUGUGCAGUCCCACCAACUGCAGUGCUGCUGAAGGAUCUCCGUGUGUGCUGAGCACACCAAGGCCCAGGAGGAAGAGUCCUCGGUCUCUUUUUGUGUCACCUCCCAGAGAAACCACUGAAGUGAAUCCUGGAAAUCCUGACGCUUCAAGGACACCACGGCGUGGGUUGUUGAAACUGAAGUCACUUCCAGAGAUCCCAGCUGAAGUUCCAAGUGAAGAUGCAGGGUGCAGAAUCGAGAACACACAACUGCCUUUGCCAGAAGACAAAAGCUUAAAGCAGCGACGAAACAGCAAACAACGAACACCAGGAAAACCUGCCCAAGAGGUGCUGAAAGAAAUCUGGGAUCAGGCAAACCUGGAUAACUCAAAGGUGGGACACUGUGAAACCCCUGCCUCUCUCUCUAAUUCCAAGAGUCCCAGAAGAAGCAGCAGGGAAAGUAAAGAAUUCUUGGACAAAAGUGCCCAUUUAGAGGCAUUGGCUGCAGAAGGAAUGUUGGCAUCUCCUGCUGGUCAGACACCUGGAAGGAAAAGGGGAAGGCCAAGGAGCUCUGGAGUGCUGGCUGAAACAGCACCGGAGACAAACACUGCUCAGGACCAGCAUGAUUCAGACAGAAAAGUCAGUGCAACUCCAACAGAACUGACCAUGAACACAUGUCACCAAAACCAGGAUUUGGAAGAUGAUCCAAGACCUCGGAGACCAUCAGUCAAGAGAAGAUCUUCUGGAAAUGCUGCUGAGCUGAGAGACACUGAGCCUGGCUCAGAAACCAAAACUGUUGGCCUCUUGCAAGGAGAAGACUCAGGCAAGACAAAAAGAAUCUCUCAGAAGAGGAAAAGUGGUGAAACGCUCCCUCAGACUCUGGGCAAAAGAAAGAGAGUGUCCUUUGGUGGUCAUCUGAGCCCAGAACUCUUCGAUAAAAGCUUGCCUCCCAACUCUCCCCUGAAAAGAGGAGCUCUCCCUGCCAGGAGGAGUUUACCCCAUGGAAACUCUCCUCGGGCUGUGCUCAAAAAGGCUCAGGGCUUGAAGCAUUGGAUAGAUCAGGAAGAAAAAAAGUCACCCAAAAGUUCCCCAGCCCAGCAGCCCCCAGAUGCCUCAUCCCCUGUCUCAACACCCAAAAUCCCUUCAGGCUCCCCAGCCCCCUUCAGGAAAGGGCGUUUCUCCAUCUCCCAGCCCCCCACACCAUUCCCCAUUGCAGAGGAGAAGGAUGCUGGCACAGAAGACAUGGAUCCAGAGGGGAAGAGUGGUGUCCAGGGGAAAACCCCAAAAUCUUCCCCUGCUGCCCAAGACGCCAAAGCCUUGGUGACAGGGACACCUGCCAAGUCAGCCAGAGGUGCCCAGCUGCGCUGGAAGGGCUCCUCCAGGAAGAGCAGAGGUGGGGCUGUGGCUGUUAUCAGUGCCAAGAGGAGAAGUGGUGCCUCCAGUGCCAAUUUAUUAGUUGCAAAAUCUUGGGCAGAAGUGGUAAAAUUGGGGGUUGCAAGACCACAGCCAAAGACUGCUAAAAAAAGUGUCCGUAAAGGAAGAGCCCUGAAGAAACUAAACCACCCCCCAAAGACUCCAGAGAAGAAAAUAAAAGGUCACUUCAGCACAGGUCAUGCAGAGUCACCUGCUACCAUAGUUGUAGGUAGAGCUUAUUCCACCACAGUCAGGUCAGCUGGACACGUCCCUAAAGUGGUGAAAAAUCCCAAGCUGAAGCUCAACAUGGAAAUGGAUGAAAGUUUCACAGGGGUGCCUGAAAUGUUCCAAACUCCAGAAGACCAGGGAGGAAGAACAUUUCCUUUGGCUGCUGCUCAGAAUGCUGAUGUUACACCACCAUGGGCUGCAGGAGACAUUUCUGACUUGCACACUCCUGAGGAAUCUGGAGAGAUGAUGGUGUCACCAUUAAAUAAUUCAGAUGCUUCAGAGCAGAAGCAAGAGAGUCCAGGCAUAUUCCACCUUCUGAGAGAGGAGUCAUCUCCAUCUAUGUUUGAUGAAAUAGCCACAAAAACUCCUGUAAAAAGAAAAGCUGUGCACAAGGAUGCUGUGGAUAGUUUAGCAGUAAUUUCGGAAAAACCAGCAUCUCAGGUGAAAUCAGGAAGUAAAAGGAGGACUCCAAAGCAGAAGCUGGAGCCAGCUGAGGUCAUGUCAAGCAAAAGGAAGAUUUUAAGGACCCCUGAGCAAAAGUCAGAACCAGGAGAGGCUUUGUCAGGUAUCAAGAGGCUCAUGAAGACCCCAAGGCAGAGGCCUGAGCCUACAGAGGUUUUGUCAGGCAUCAAACAGCUCAUGAAGACCCCAAAUCAGAACUUGGAGCCUACAGAAGUUUUGUCAGGCACCAAGCACCUCUUGAAGACCCCAGAUCAGAAGUUGGAGCCUGUAGAGGUUCUGUCAGGCAUCAAACAGCUCAUGAAGACCCCAAAUCAGAAAUUGGAGCCUGUAGAGGUUCUGUCAGGUAUCAAACAGCUCUUGAAGACCCCAAAGCAGAAACUGGAGCCUGAGGAGGUUCUGUCAGGUAUCAAACAGCUCUUGAAGACCCCAAAGCAGAAACUGGAGCCUGAGGAGGUUCUGUCAGGUAUCAAACAGCUCUUGAAGACCCCAGAUCAGAAAUUGGAGCCUGUAGAGGCUUUGCCAGGCAUCAAACAGCUCAUGAAGACCCCAAAGCAGAAACUGGAGCCUGGACAGGUUCUGUCAGGCAUCAGAGAGCUCAUGAAGACCCUAAAGCAGAAACUGGAGCCUGUGGAGGCUUUGUCAGGCAUCAGACAGCUCAUGAAGACCCCAAAGCAGAAACUGGAGCCUGGACAGGUUCUGUCAGGCAUCAGAGAGCUCAUGAAGACCCUAAAGCAGAAACUGGAGCCUGUAGAGACUUUGUCAGGCAUCAAACAGCUCAUGAAGACCCCAAAACAGAAACUGGAGCCUGUGGAGGCUUUGUCAGGCAUCAGACAGCUCAUGAGGACCCCACGGCGGAAGCCAGAGCCAGUGGAGGACCUGUCGGGCAUUAAGCAGCUCCUGAAGACCCCACAGCAAGAGCUGGAACCACUCACAGAUGAAGUUGCCUUGAAAAGGUUGCUAGAGACUCCAGUAGAGAGCAGGGAAGCAGUAAAAGCUGUGCCAGGUGUGACUUCAACCAAGAAAACCCCAAAGCUGAAAUCCCAACCCAUGGAAGACAUGGUUGGGAUCAGCCGCAUUUUCCGGACACCAAAGGAAAAGGUUGAGCCUGUGGAAAACAUGUUUGGAAUUAGCAGAUUGAUGAAAUCUCCUAAAGAGAAAUAUCAGCCAGUUGAGGAUUUUGUGGGGCUGCAAAGGCUCAUGGCAGAACCCAGGCAGAAAUCUUCUGAUUCUGAAGUGGACUAUGCUGGAGUGACUGAAAUGUUUGGUACCCCAGAGGAAAUGAAGGUCAGAUCAGUAUAUGUUAUGGAUUCUCAGGGAGAAAUUGCACCUCCUGGUUCUAAUUCCAGUCAUAAACAUGAAGAGAAAGGAAAAGUUUCCCAAGGUGAAGAUUCCCAACAGAAGGACUCAUCUGGGGAAGAGCAGCCUACCCAGAGACCCAGAAGGGGCAGGAGAGCUGUACCUCCUGCUGCAACAAAACCAAGUGAAAAUGGUGUGAGUUUAAAGGAUUUGCAGAGUCCUGACACCCAAGAGGAGAUGGGAGUGAUCACACCUGAAAACAAGGGAAGAGGAAGGAGGACAAAGCGUUGCAUACAAGAAGUUGUUCCAAAGUGUCCUGAUCAGGAAGGGCUUGACAUUGUGAAACCACCUGGAGCUACCCAGAGACCAGGGAGAGGUAAAAGGAAAGAGCUGAGGGAGUUAAAACAUCAAAAUGAAAAUCUGGAGUCUCGUGUUGAAGAUUCCUCAGUGCUACAAAAAGCACCUGCAAAUACCAAACAGAGUUUGCAGGACUGUGGCAUCAGUGAAACUGAAGAUGAUCCAGGCACAAAAACAGGACUGGGAAACAUUCAGAGUGAAAUCUGUCAGCUGCAAACAGGUUCAAAUAAUCCUGAUAGCAAAGGUACUGACAGUGGGAUAGAGGACUGUGAAGAAGUGCUCCUGUCACCAAGGAGGAGGCGCAGAGGAGUGGAGAACACAGAACCAGUGAUUCUCCCCAGAAGAGGGAGACGAGCAAGGAAUGACCAAGGUGAAGCAGCUUCUCCAGGAGACCUUCACAGAGCAGCCAAAAAGCUUCGUAAAGACCCAUCCCCAAAGGUUUCACAAAGACAGGAACAGGCUUGUGACAAAGCUCCUGAGGCUGCCACAGCACAAGAAUCUGAAAAUGGCACUAAACUUGAACUAAAGGCAGCAGAGAGAAGAGUUAAAUCUCUUAGAAGUACUAGAAACAGAAAGCACUCAGCUGAAAUAAAAGCAGACACUUGUGGGGUCGUGCUUGAAAAUACACAAAACAUUCAGCAAACUGAGGAAACAUCAACAGAAACUGAUGCUGAAAUGCAAUCCCACGUGAAAAAUGAGAUGAAAGGAUCUCAGGGAUGUGAAACAGAAAAUGCUCAGGAAAAUACAACAGAGGCAGCUCGAAGAUUAAAGGCAGAGUCACCUUCUGCAGAGACAAACAAAAUGCCAGUCAGUGCUCAGAACAUGGAAGCAAAGAGGACUAGAAACAGGAGAGGCAAAAAAGACUCUUUGGAGCAAGAAGCUGAGGAAUUCACUGAAAAUGUGAACAGCCAAAAACCAACUGCUCCCAAACUUAAUUCAGAAACAGAAGUGGAUGAAUCUUCUCUCCAGGAUUCCAUGGGCUCUGUGUGUGUCAGUGCAGCCCCAGGCAGGAAGGAGCAGGCCAGCCCAGGUGCCCCAUCAGUCCCUGCUGCAGACGGUGCCAGUCCUGCUCAGGGCAGUCAGAGGAGGACGAGAAAUGAACGGGGAAUACUUCAAGAACAGCAAACUGGAAUCCUGCAGGGCAAUCCAGCACAAAGAAAUGCAGGGAUGCGUAGAAGAGGAAGAGGUAAAAAAGUUAAUUUUCAGCUUGAAGAAGGCAGUUCCAAAGCAGUAGAAGGAAAAAGUUUAGCUGAGGGUGAUGAAGGGAUGACUGCCAAAGAUAACCAACAUGAGAGUUCCGAAAAUCCUCCUUCACAGGGAAGGAGGGGCAGGAGAAAGCAACUUGAUUCCACCCCACAGAAAGCUAGUCCUGCCUUGGUGGAAAAACAAACGUUAAGUGCAGAUCACAGGAAAGAUGAGGCUGUUGUACAAGAACCAGGAUCAGCUUUGGAAGCUGCUCCCUCUUCAGCAGGGGACAAUCCACCGAGGCGGGGCAGGAGACGCGAGGUGGCCGCAGCAUCACAGAGCAGAUCUCCUUCUGUCAGAACGAGACGUAGGCUGCUGGAAGGUGGUGCUAGACAGAUGGCAGAGAGAGAAGAGGAAAAUCCAGCUCUGGGUAAUAAAACUUUACAGCCAAAAGUGAAUGCACCAGCAAGGGACAGAAGGAAAAAGAUGGAUCCGGCAGCAGAGGCAAGAAGUUCAAGUCCUCUCCAGGGAAAAUGUGGCUUGUCAGAGACUAAAGAUGAGGGUACUCAGGAAGAACAAAGUGUGCCUUUGGAAGCAGUGUCCUGUGCAAAGGAGAAGCCAGCAGGAAGGAGCAGGAGGAAAGAAACUGCUCUGGCAUCACACACAACCAAUUCCAUCUCUCUUCGAGGGAAGCGCAGGUUGCCGGCAGGUGAUGGAGAAGAAGCUCCCAAAGAAAAGCAGAAUGUUCCCGUAGAAACUUGUGAUUCAUCUGGAAAAGAAAAUCAACUGAGAAGAGGCAGGAGGAAGGAAAUUACCCCCUUGGUAGAAGCCAAAAGUUCUAUUCAGGGAAACCAGAUCCUGUCAAAGCAAAGUGGUAGAAAAAAUAACAAUAUGGAAGCUAAACAGAAUUUGGACAAUUCUUCCCAAGAAAAUACAGAGCUUGUAAAAGGGAGCGCAAAGCAAGCAACCACUUCAGUGGCUCUUAGUCCCACCUCACUUCAGGGUUUGCCAGAAGAUGGUAAAGACAGAAUUCCUGAAGAAAAAAGUAAACUUUUGGACAUAGCUCCACCUGCAAAUGAAAUUCCAUCAAGAGUGAGCAGGAAGAAAACAACUUCUUCCACUUCUGAAGAAACAAUUUCCACUUCUCUCAGGGGAAAACCCAACCUGCCCAGAGGCAGAGGUCAAAAGAGGAUUCUUAAAGAAAGUGAAGAUGCAUCUCCAGAAAAUAAUCCAUGCCAGGGGAGAACAAGGCAGUUGAGAAACAAUAGGAGGAAGGUGGAGGUGUCAGAGGCAGCUACUUCUUCUCCCCAUGAAAGCAGUGACUUGCCAGGAAAUGGCCACACUCUGGGAGCUCAGGAUUUGAGUGGAGCACCCCCUGGUUCUGAAGAGAAUCAGUCUGGAGAGGGCCAGGAGGGUGACCCUGCUCCGCAGGCAGCCCCCUCCUCUCGCAGAAGGAAGUGCCAGCUGCCAGCAGAGGACGUGGCACCCAAAAGAUUCAGAUCAGGGAAUGAUGAAAAUGGGUCUGUCCAAAGAGGAAGAAGAAACAAAACUAAACUUGGAGAAGAGGAUGCAAGGGCAGCUCCGACCACUGGAGGGAUGGAGAGGAGGACAAGAUCCAGCACAAGAACAAGGAAAUAGCCUUAAGAGUCCCAGAACAAGUUUUUAAAUCAGUUCAGUAAUUCCAAUUGCAGGUUUUUUUUAAUGUGAAUUGAUUUGUGUUGCUAUCUUAUUGUAAAGCUUUCUUUCCUGGGUGAUUUCUCAUAGGCAGCUCUUCAGCACAGCCAACAAACUCCAAUUUCCUCCUCAGCCCAGCCAACCUCUCUCUUCUUGGUUGCAGCUGUGGCUUGUUCUUAAUCUUUGGUAGUUGGUACAGCUGCAACUCCUCAGGGGUAACAUGACCUUAUAUUCCAUCCCCCCACAGAUUUGCACUCUGAUUUUAAGCUAAGAUUUCUGGUAAUUACAUGGUUACUUCACAAAAUAUACUUCUUAAUGUAGAUAAGAUAGGAAGUAGAUAUUUCUUUAGUAGCUUUGCCAACGUGUGGUGGUUCCUAAACCAUGGGGUGCUUGUGUAAAGCUGCAAACAUAAAUUACAUUUUGUUUUACCAGUGUUUCUCCCUUUUUCUUGUUGAUCAGUACAGCAAUCAGGAAGCCAUAUUACUGCCAGCUAAAGCUAUUUUCUGCUGAAAUUUCCCUACGCUUAAGUUUUAUUUUUUGUUGGAGUUCUGUAAAUAUUCUCUUUUUUAAAAAAAUAGUUGUAUUAGCAGAAAUAUUAUGCUAAAUUUUUAAUAAGUUUUUUAAAAGAGAAUUAAAUUUGUAUUGAAAAGUGCAGCUUUUGAAGUCAUUAAACUUGUAAACAAUUUGG